Messenger RNA from Aspergillus niger, 1242 nucleotides. RefSeq lists its product as uncharacterized. Gene Ontology annotation, biological process: transmembrane transport. Bases 1 to 1242 code for a protein of 413 amino acids. Gene Ontology annotation, molecular function: transmembrane transporter activity. The record is from RefSeq and is a predicted model, not a curated record. The transcript is spliced from 7 exons. Lineage: Eukaryota; Fungi; Ascomycota; Eurotiomycetes; Eurotiales; Aspergillaceae.
AUGGCUGUACAUCCUCCCGCCGUGGCAGACGAGACCUCCCCACUACUGCCAUCGCAAGAUGGGCCUGGACUUAAUGGCGUCGUUCCUGCAGCAACCAAGCCCAAAGAACUUCAAUCAUCAAUGGGUCAGGUCGCGCUACUUUGUUGUGCUCGAGCAAUUGACCCGCUGGCCUUCUUCACUAUUUUCCCGUUCGUCAACCAGAUGAUUGCCGACACGGCAAGCAUCGACGAAGCCGACGUCGGCUUCUACAGCGGCAUCAUUGAAUCGUUGUUUUCUGUGACUCAGAUGAUGUUAAUGAUCCCCUGGGCACGAGCAGCAGAUCGGAUGGGACGCAAGCCGGUCCUGAUCCUCUCCCUGGCCGGUUUAUCCAUCUCAUCUGCGCUGUUCGGAUUUAGUCGGACUUUAGGCCAGAUGGUUUUCUUCAGAUGCUUGGCGGGGACGUUCGCACGCCUGACACAUGCUGAUGUGGGCUCCGUAGGCGGAGCACUUUGUCGUCCUGGUGGCGUGUUCCGUCCCUACCCGUAUGCGUUGCCCACUGUCGCAGCCGGAGCUUUUGGAGUAACUGUCACGGUUGCCUGUCUGAUGUUCGUCAACGAGUGCCAAGAUCCUCCGAUCCCAAGGCGUGCUACCAGUUCUCUACAUUCACGGCCAUUCGAUGAUGUUGGCAUUCGCGUACACUGCGGCUCUCUUAUUGAAGUUUCCCCGGUAUUCUACUUCACAUCACCACGUCCAGGCGGCUACGGUUUCUCUCCAUUCUAUAUAUCUCUCUUCCUUGGCGGAUCGGGGAUCGCUCAAACCAUCUGGCUAGUGCUAGUAUACCCGCCACUACACAAACGUCUCGGCACGGGUAACAUCUUACGAGGCUUAUGUUUCGUUUGGAUUAUUUUCUUGGCUGCUACUGUAGGAGCCAGUGUUCUCCACCGUCAUGCGGCUAUGCAACCCGCGCUCGACUCCGUCUCACCGUCACCCGCCGCCUUAGGCACGCUCAAUGCCAUGUCCUUGGCCAUCAUCAGCUUUCUUCGCGCUGUCGCCCCAGCAAUGUUCACUUCCAUGUACGCGAGUACCCUUAAGCUUAGUAGUCCUGGAUUUUACACAUUUUGGCUCGUGCUGGGUGGGCUAGUUCUUGUCCUGGCAUUUACACUGCGCUGGCUGCCUGAGCAGGUGGAGAAGGCUUCUCGCAAGCCGGACAUGGGUGUUGACGUCUUCGAGUUUAUUGAACAUAGUACCAAGGAUACGUGGUGA